This is a messenger RNA of Jaculus jaculus (lesser Egyptian jerboa), 3352 nucleotides long. RefSeq names its product synaptotagmin 16 (gene Syt16). Bases 466 to 2400 code for a protein of 644 amino acids. Lineage: Eukaryota; Metazoa; Chordata; Mammalia; Rodentia; Dipodidae. The record is from RefSeq and is a predicted model, not a curated record. The transcript has 7 exons.
UCUUAUCUGCAGUUGGGGUGUUUGUCGUUCUCCUGGCUGUCCUCUUCCUCUUCAUCAACAAGAAGCUGUGCUUUGAAACCAUAGGAGGCCUUCCCUAUCUCGAGCAGCAAGGGAAGAGAAAGCGCUCCAGGGACAAGACGGGGGCCUGCCCGGGGCUGGCUGAGAAGUUUUGAGACUGAAAUAUUCACAGCCAAUAAGAGACCUCCAUGUCAAACACAGUUGCUCCGUUCCCUGCAAAGAUCUACUUCAUAAACUUGGUGAUAGCAAAAAGUGAGCUGCCUGGGUUUACUCAUUGCUGACCAUGCUUCCGUGCUGUGCAUGCUGUCUUUAUUUGUAUGCUAAUAAAGUUUUGGUUAAUUAAAAAAAGAGACCUCCAAUUAAAUUCUCAUCGUACUUAUUCUGUAGUUCACAUUAAGUACUGAAGGAAUGAAGCAAGAAGAUAUUGUAGACAUCAGGUAGUUGGCCAUGGUGUUGGCCAUGGCGUCUCAGGAUGCCCAGAACUUCUUUCAGCCUUUAUCGUCCUGGAUUUUUUGGGUGUAUGAAGCUCUCCAGCAAGCAGGAGACACGUUAUCUGCUUCACUGGUUCAUGUAAACAAGCAAGACUCAAAAUUGAGGGAGAAGCCAGACCAGGACUCAGAUGAUAUUCAGAUCCAGGAAGCCUGCUUUGAACGUGCACAAGGUGAUAAGUGCAGGAGACCAGAGCAAGCGAGUUCCCUGUUUCUGGAAAAGGAGGGUCAUUUCUCCUGCUGUGACAGUGACUUGCAGGACUCUGUCCAAACUUCAAGACCCCGAUUUAGACAACACCCCAAAGACUUGAGUUCUAUAGGAUCCCAGCCACCUCGUGAGACCUUGCAUGGCCCAAAGCCCCAUGUACUUUCUUCUAUUGCUGAGGAAGAGCUUUGCUUUGAAGAGCAAAAACGUGACCUUCAGCAUGGCUUUGACUCCCAGCUAGCUGGCAUGUUAGAAAAGGUGAACGGAAAAAGGCAAGUUAACAGCUUUGGGGACAAUGAAGAGCCAUCCAUGUCUUCUGACAGCGAUGAGGAUGUGAUCAAACAAUUUGAGAUCUCUGUGUCCCGAUCCCAGAGUUUUCAUGCAGGAGCGUCUGAGAAAGGAAAGCCAACAGAAUUGGAGCAGAUAUCAAAGGGUAGCUGGCUGCUCUCCACCCACCAAGAAGAUAGCAAUGAAACAUCCACCUGUGAAGACUUGGAUGGAACCAGCCAACUGAGUUAUUCUGAGAUUCAGUCACAUGGAGACCGGCCCAUCUCUACCCUCUCACAUACCUCAUGUGAGAGCCGGGGCACCAGGCAUCAUGGCACAUCUCACCAAGAGACCAGCACGGUCCCAGGCCUCAGCCAUCUACCUGCGGAGGGCAGCUUGCAGAUGGAGACAGCCUUCAGCAGCCGCGGUUUUGAAGACACCUUUGCCACUGACACCUCAUCCAUGUGGAGUCCAGAGGAGCAGAAUGGGACAAAUCUGCAGGUGCCACCCAGGAUCUUGGAGCCCAUCUCAAAGUGUGGUGACUUAGAUGUCAUCUUUGAAUACAGAGCUGUGACCCAGAAGCUCACGGUGACCAUUGUGAGAGCGCAGGGCCUUCCGGAUAAGGACCGAUGUGGCAUCAAUUCCUGGCAAGUUCACGUAGUGCUGCUGCCCAGUAAGAAACAAAGGGGCAGGACGAACAUACAGAGAGGACCCAACCCUGUCUUCAAAGAGAAGGUCACCUUCACCAAGGUGGAUCCCAGAGAUAUGGCUACCUGUGCUAUCCGUUUCCGCCUGUAUGCUGCCCGUAAGAUGACCCGAGAAAGAAUGAUGGGAGAAAAGCUGUUCUACCUCAGCCACUUGCACCCAGAAGGGGAAGUGAAAGUUUCUCUGGUUCUGGAGCCAAGAAGUAAUAUAAGCAGUGGAGAGUCCCCGCUCAGCCCAUCUGUGGUUUCUCACAGUGAUAGUGCUUCGUCCACGCAGUCGCUGGCUCAUGGAGGGGUGCCAGAGCUGUUGGUGGGGCUGUCUUACAAUGCCACAACAGGGCGAUUAUCUGUGGAAAUGAUCAAAGGCAGCCAUUUCCGCAACCUCGCUGUUAACCGAGCUCCUGAUACAUAUGGAAAACUCUUCCUCCUGAAUUGUGUGGGUCAGGAGAUGUCCCGCUGCAAGACAUCCAUUCGGCGUGGCCAACCCAAUCCUGUCUAUAAGGAGACCUUUGUUUUCCAGGUAGCCCUCUUCCAGCUCUCUGAUGUCACACUGAUGAUUUCCAUUUAUAACCGGCGAACGAUGAAGCGUAAGGAGAUGAUUGGCUGGAUUGCUCUGGGCCAAAACAGCAGUGGAGAGGAGGAGCAAGAUCACUGGGAGGAAAUGAGGGAGAGUAGAGGCCAGCAGAUAUGUAGGUGGCACACGUUGUUAGAAUCAUAGGCUUGUCAGCCCGCAUCUGUGUGCUGCGCCAGCCUCAGUCAUCUGUGUUGCUGGCUCCUGAAACCAAGUCAGCACAUCUUUUGGGCUUUUCAGAUAGAGAUUUUUCUCAUCCUGGGAUGUUCUGAGUGGGAUCCUUUUGUGUCUCAAUAGUUUAAUUUGAAUUUAAGUACUGUAACAGAAAACCUACUUACACAGCCAAGCAUAUAAUACUGGAAACAUUACCCUAGUUGAGACCACUGGGCGAUGAGUAAAAUUGUGCUAAUAGAUGGUUGAGUCUUGGUUCACACUAUGGGACACAGCUUCUUCUGCUGUCUGCGCUUGGAGAGCUGCCGGAGAGUGCAGGGAGCUGCCAGCCGCCAUCACCUAUGGUCUCUUAGGCGAAUCAGUUAGAAUCAUCUUUGUGAAAAAUCCCAAGAUUUGGAAAUGAAUCUGAUGCUUCUAAAUAUAAUACAUAAUUCUUUAUGUCACAUUUUUCUCUUUAUGAAACAUGACUUAUCUAAAAAGCAAUUGUUAUAAAUUUGUGUUUAUAAAAUAAAUUUACCUUCAUUAUAUAUUCAUCUCACAUGUUAUGCUUUUGAUGAGAAUUGGGUAUAUGAAUCAUUUGAAGUUGGAAAAGAGGUUUGAAAUCGCUCUGAUAUGACGUUUCCUUUUGAAUAUGUAUGAUUUCAAAUGUGUUAACUGCCAAGGUUUUCAUGCUAUCUUUCUCACCUAAUCAGUUUCUAAAGAAUGAGGAAGAGGCUCAGAGGUCUAUUUAAGCCAUGGAUUUAUUGUUUCUGAAUCUGGUAUUCUUUGGAGUAUACAUUUUAUAGCAGAUUAUACAUAUACAUAUAUUUUGUAUGUAUGCCUGCAUGUAAGCCAUGGUCUUUUUAUGCACUAUUUUCUGUCAUUAGAGCAUAGUAAAAUGCAUACAGUGGGUUUUUAAAUAAAUAUUGAUUUGAUUGACUCUUAGAAA